GUAUUUGAAUCCUGUCUGAAAAACGCUGGAGGCCGAGGAAGGGUUCCCUUGUGACGUUGGAGGUCUGUGACGGGGAGAAACACCCCCACGGCGCGUCAUCCUGCUACUACGUACCGACGCGGAAAAGGAACGACGCGAUUGAGUGCUCAGGGCAGUGGCUAUCCUCCAUGCACCCAUCACUGUACUAAUGCCUGGUGGUGAUUGGCUGCGAGGCUGUCCGUCAUGAAGAAGAGAGCCAAUCGGAGGUCGGAGAUGGAUGAGGCCUUGUGCUGUUGUGAGUACAUCAACCGCCAAGGAGAGCGGAGUCAUGUGGCCGCCUGUUGCUGCGACUGUGAGGACCUGGAUGAGGUCUGUGACAGGUGGAUGAAGCUACAGCCCCAGGCGCAGGGCUCCCUGGACCGCCUCUCCGCCGUGCUCUCGGACCGCGUGCGCGUGCCCUGGCUGUGGGGCGGGGCCCGCCGACUGGAGCUGUCCGUCGUCCCGCCCCUCGUACUGCUGCCCGCGCUGCUGCGGCUGGCCGCGCUGCACUUCCUGCUGGGCGUGGCGGUGCUGACGGCGCUGCCUGUGCUGGUGCUGUGGUACUACUACGUCACCCACCGCAAGAAAGGCCGCACCCUGUUCUUCCUCAGCCUGGCGCUCUUCUCCCUGGCCUACAUGUACUUCCUGUUCGUCAGCGAGGUGCUGCCCCGUGGCGGCGUCAGCCCUGUCCAGCUGGCGGUGGUGACGGGUGGGGUGGUGCUGACGGUGGCCGCUAUGCUCCACACCAAGCGGGACCCGGGGUUGGUGCGGCAGGCCCGACCCCCUCACAGCACCGUUACCUACGCCGCGGCGCGCUACCACACAGACCCCGCCUUCCAGGGGCCUGUGGGGAGGGAGGAGGUGCUGCUGGGGCCCGAGGGGGAGCAGAGCGCCCGGGAGGACUGGUGCCUCGCCUGCGGUCUGGCCCGGCCGCCCCGGGCUGGACACUGUCGGAUCUGCGGCGUGUGCGUGCAGAGGCUGGACCACCACUGUGUCUGGAUCAACAGCUGUGUGGGGCAAGCCAAUCACUGCAGCUUCCUGCUCACACUCCUCCUCUUCCUGCUGACGUCGCUGUACGGCAUUGGUCUGGUGCUGCGCAGCGUGUGUCCUGGUCAGAACGUCCUCCUCGCCCUGCUGUACUGCCCCGGCGUCUAUCGCCAGUACAGCGACGCGCUGUGCUUCACCUGUGCGUGGUACUGCAGCAUGGUGACGGCGGGCCUGCUCCACCUGCUCCUGGUGCAGCUGGUGCACGUCAGCCUCAACGUGACGGAGCGGGAGGUCCGCCUGGCCGCGCGGCACGGGGCCCCCGGCGACACCACCAACUACUCCCGCGGUCUCCGUGACAACUGGGCCGAGUUCAUGACCAUGCACCUGAAGGCACCAGCGCCCACCCUUGACGCGGUGUGAGGGGUCAAACGGCUCUUAUUUAUUCAUUGUUCUGGCUGCUGUACCGUCCAAGGACACUAGAUGGCAGUAUGGCCCCUUCCAGGCUGAACUGCCCUGAGUCAGGUUGUGAAUAGACUUGACUAAGCAAUCAGGACAACCGUUAAUGAGGAUCCCACACAGCUACGCAGCUGUUCAUGAUUGACAGUGUAUAUUUCUCUAGUGUGUAUUUCCUGCCCCAUGCUCCACUACACAUUUUUUCCUUUCAUCGUAAUCUUUUUGUUGUGAAAGUUGAAUAUUCUUCAACUUUCAUUUGUACAGACUUCACAUUCAGUGCCUUGAAAUGAUGCGAGCGACAAAUCAAUAAAUGUAAUUGUAUUCUUUUA
Messenger RNA from Gadus morhua (Atlantic cod), 1787 nucleotides. It is a transcript of the gene zdhhc23b, whose product is annotated as zDHHC palmitoyltransferase 23b. Gene Ontology annotation, molecular function: protein-cysteine S-palmitoyltransferase activity. The record is from RefSeq and is a predicted model, not a curated record. Gene Ontology annotation, cellular component: Golgi apparatus; endoplasmic reticulum. NCBI's taxonomy places the organism in Eukaryota, Metazoa, Chordata, Actinopteri, Gadiformes, Gadidae. Gene Ontology annotation, biological process: peptidyl-L-cysteine S-palmitoylation; protein targeting to membrane. Bases 223 to 1425 code for a protein of 400 amino acids. The transcript has 5 exons.